Messenger RNA from Amoebophrya sp. A25, 2832 nucleotides. Lineage: Eukaryota; Dinophyceae; Syndiniales; Amoebophryaceae. The record is from the annotation of a GenBank genome assembly.
AUGCGAUCAUCUUCUUCUAGGUUUCAUUUAUCGGGUGGCAAGUUGGUACUGUGCGACUUACAGGGAGGCCGAGACAAUCGGGGGAAUUAUGUGCUAUCCGAUGUGGUUAUCUGUUCAGAAGCGCGCGAGUACGGUGCAACUGAUCUGGGGGCAGAUGGAGUUAGCAACUUCAUGCACUGGCAUCAAUGCAACGAGUACUGUCGCUGGGAUUGGCUAAAGUGCAAGAGUGCACAGAUGCACUUCAAUGCCACUUUAUGCCCCUAGCCAGAUACUUACUUAUAUAUAAUUAAUAGAGAGGCACUAUCGAGCCUCUGCCUCUAGGAGUACGAGUUCGAGUAUUCAUGUAUUCAUUCUAUACGGUAUUACGACAACUACGCGACCACGUCCACGACGGACGUGGUAGUGCGAACUUCCAAUACUAGUCAGCCGCGUGGUUCGUUUUACCCCUGCGCUUGAAAUAGCCUUGCUUAAAUUUCAUGCAUUCUGGAUUUUUUGACAAGGGUUUAGGGUUCUUUAGUAAUAUCAGAAGACCUCUCUUGAGACCUCUCUUCAGACCUCCACCAAGAACUUCUCCAGACCUUUCUUCAACAUACUUAGUCAUGUGAAAAAAGACAAAACUGCCCACUUCAUAUUUGAUGACGACGACGAUGGAUGGCAUUUUUGGUGAUUAUGCAGCUGCUUGUAACGCGGUCGGCCCGACUCUUACGGAUAAUUAUACCGCAGGGCCAGGGGAGCCACAAGGUGCAGCUGCUGGCGCUUCAUCUGCUGCUACGCAUACCGCAGUGGAGCCGCAAGAAGGUUCAGCUCCUGCUGCGCCUGCCGCGCCAAAGCUCAAGUUCUGCACAAAUUGCGACCGGUAUCACCGCGUGGGCACAAUUUGCACACGUACUAACGCUUCAUCGAGUUGGGUUUUCUGUCAGCACGGAUGCGGGGUGCGUCAUAAACCAGACACACAGUGUCCGAAAACGAGAAAAAAGAUUAGCGACGACUGGGUAUAAUUGCGAACGGUGUUACUAUUAACGGAGCGGAGUAAAUACAUAGCUGCAGUGUUGUGAUUAAGUCGCUUCCUUUGAAGUUAUUGAUGUCUCUUCGGAGAAGUUCAUGUUCAUCAUCUUCAAGAUCAGGACGACCCUCUUCCUCCCCUACUGUUCCACAUCAGAUACACUGCCAGGAUUGUUAUUGUCGACAUCGUCCCGAGACUGUCUGUCCGAAAAAGCGGAAAAAAAUUUCAGAAGACUGGGUAUAUUCGUCUCUGCUAUUGCUUUACCAUUUUCUUAGUUUUUAUCCUCACGUCAGGGUCAGAUUAGCACUACAUAUUUUUAGGAAUAGUUAAUAUUUUUGAUCUUGUUCUUUUUCCAGGUAAACAAUAGCUCUACUACUUAUAUAUUUUUUAUACAUGUUUGUAGUUGUACAAAUUGUUGUAGAUGAUAAAACAAGAUAAUAUCGGUAAUUAAAUCAGCCAACAUCGACAUCAUGAUCUUUAGGUGGUAUGCCAGUUUGGAUGUGGCGUCUGGAAGCACAGACCCGGAACGAUAUGCAGAAAGGCUCCCAAGCGACAGAAGAUGGACCAGGCGGGAUCGGUCGAAUGAGUCGACCGCAAAAGAAGUGGCAGACAGCGAGAAGAUGGUCGAGACAUGCUUCCUCUGAUGCCCUUCAUAGACUCUUGAUAAAGAUGAACGUUGUACUAGAAACUCGUGGUUUUAUCCUGCUGAUCGGGCCACAGAUUUUUACGUGGUGCAGCUUCACUCACCAGUGUCUAGACUUCUUCAUUACGUCAAUGAUUGAAGCUAACUACUUUAUUGAGCAAGAGUACUAGUUCGGAGCUAGAUCUAGAUGAAGUUGGAGGUAAAAGUAAGUACUAGGAGUAGCACCGUACUUAAUUAUAAACAAAGAUGUUGAAAAAUACUUUGCCCGAUAAAAUAAUUCGUAUCCCCUCCGCAGUGAUCUUCUUAUGAUUUUUUGUCAAGUAGAAAGUGCGUCUUCGUGUGAACUAUCAUGUCAGAUUAUGAAACAAAGAGACGUGUAUCACGCUCUACCAUCCCCUUCUUCUUUCAAGAUCAAGAUUAGACUCCCUGGGUUCCGUUUAUUCUUCAAAACUACUCUUAAUAUAUGAAGAACAUGUUGAUGUUGUAGGUGGUUCAUCCACCAUCAAUUCUUUCUACAACUCCAUAACUAGAGACUAGACGACAGCCCCGAAGAACUCGAGCUAGAGCUUAGAGAAAACUACUAUGCAGUGUGCUAGAAUAGCAUAGCACAACUAGAAUUAAAGCGAAAUAGAUUCUCUUUUCCGGUGAUCAUGAGCUAAGCGUCCUUGUGCGUUUCGUAUCCCCGGAGCUAAGCGUCCCCUCUAUAGAUAUAGAAUACUGUACUUGUAACUUCUGCUGUUUCUUUCCCCUUGAUGUAGCAAGGCUCUUGCUCGCACUGUGCGAGAACUGUCUAAGGCGCCACGACGGAUGAUGCACGUGUCGUGCUGCAGCAUCCGUCUACAGCACUUGAUCGAGCACGAGGACUUGAUGAAAACAAAGAUUCUAACGAAGGAGUCAUCGUCUUGUACCAGGAUCGUCCUCGUCGUGGAUAAGGAGUCCACCGGUACUUGUACCACAUGCUAAGCUGAUUAAAUCAAAGAUCGAAGUUGAUUUAUUUAAUGCCUUGUUCCCCCAAGACCCCACAGAUAUAAUUACGUUGCCUAGCCUUAAUAUAACCUUAUCUACUUACGUACUUUACGCCCGUCGAUACUCUGUAAGAACAGAUGAAGAUAGCCAACAUCAAAAAAAGGAUCUAUGCCAUCCAUGGUCGUUACGAUUUCGUGAUUGUCGUAAGCAAAAGUCUAAC